AUUGCGUCUUUGAAGCCAGGCUUUAUAAACUUACAGCUGUUUUCAGUAGAACAUUUUCUCUCCAGGUUUACUACAGAAGAGUUCUUCACCAUGAGUCUGUGUUUGGCCGUGCUGGCUGUGUGCCUCAGUGCAGUAUUUGCUGCCCCCAGUCUGGACCGAGAACUAGACAGCCAUUGGGAGCAGUGGAAGGAGUGGCAUGGUAAAAAAUAUCAUGAGAAGGAAGAAGGCUGGAGGCGAAUGGUCUGGGAGAAGAACUUGAAAAAGAUUGAGCUGCACAACCUGGAGCACUCAUUGGGCAAGCACACCUACCGCCUGGAAAUGAAUCACUUUGGUGACAUGCCCCAUGAAGAAUUCCGGCAGGUCAUGAAUGGCUUCAAGCACAAGAAGGACAAGAAGUCCAAGGGAUCCCUCUUCAUGGAGCCCAACUUCCUGGAGGUCCCAAGCAAGUUGGACUGGAGAGAGAAGGGAUAUGUUACUCCUGUCAAAGACCAGGGUCAGUGUGGUUCUUGCUGGGCCUUCAGCACAACUGGAGCCAUGGAGGGUCAGGAGUUCAGAAAGACUGGCAAAUUGGUAUCCCUCAGUGAGCAGAACCUGGUUGACUGCUCUCGUUCUGAAGGAAAUGAGGGCUGCAAUGGUGGACUCAUGGACCAGGCCUUCCAGUACAUCCAGGACAAUGGAGGCCUGGACACUGAGAAAUUCUACCCCUACCUUGGAACAGAUGACCAGCCCUGCAAGUAUGAUCCCAGGUAUAGUGCAGCGAAUGACACUGGCUUUGUGGACAUCCCCAGUGGUAAAGAGCAUGCUCUGUUGAAGGCUGUGGCUGCUGUUGGUCCAGUGUCUGUGGCCAUUGAUGCUGGACAUGAGUCCUUCCAAUUCUACCAUUCAGGUAUCUACUAUGAGCGAGACUGCAGUAGUGAGGAUUUGGACCAUGGUGUUCUGGUGGUGGGUUAUGGCUAUGAGGGUGAAGAUGUAGAUGGAAAGAAGUUCUGGAUCGUCAAGAACAGCUGGAGUGAAAGUUGGGGUGAUGAAGGCUACAUCUACAUGGCCAAGGACCGACACAACCACUGUGGUAUUGCUACAGCAGCCAGCUACCCACUGGUUUAAGAAACCUCCAGCAAGGCUUUUGGAAGGCCUUAUCCUAAUCUGUUUGAACUUCACUACCAUUUAAGUGUCUUCACUGGUGCUGUCACUUGCAGCAUCGGUGCAGUAAAACUAGUUAAUUAUGAGAAAGGGAAAGUAUUCUAACCAAAUUGGGUUCGUUUGUGUGACUGAAUGCCUAUAGAACACAAAUGUAGGCUUCUGGUUUUACAUGGAACACUGUUUUUAGACAUUUUAAGUAGGUUUGCUUUUACUUUAUGUAAAUAUGUUGGUGUUUCUUGCUGAAAUGUAAAUGCAUUUCUUUUUUUUUUCCCUAGUUUUAUGAUCACUUGAACCAAUCCUGUGAAAGUGCAACAUGUGCAAUAGACCUUAUCCCGUUUUAUUUACAUCCUGUGAUCUUUGCACAUUUCAGUUCAGUUUCCUGUAAUUGGGAAGAUUUUCAUGCAAUUAAACAUCAUACUGGUACUAA
Molecule: messenger RNA, 1567 nt
Organism: Neoarius graeffei (lesser salmon catfish)
Lineage: Eukaryota; Metazoa; Chordata; Actinopteri; Siluriformes; Ariidae
Gene: ctsla
Product: cathepsin La
Exons: 8
Coding region: 91-1104 (337 amino acids)
Biological process (GO): immune response
Cellular component (GO): lysosome
Molecular function (GO): cysteine-type endopeptidase activity
Source: RefSeq, a predicted model, not a curated record